AGGAACAACGGGCCGGUGAGGAGCAGCCGCCGCCGUCUCCGCCGUAGCUCGGUCAGCGCCACUCGCUCUCGGGCCGUCGUCUCCCAUCCCGACAUCCCGCCCGAGGACGCCGAGGCUGAAGCGCGGCGGGGAGACCGUCUGGCCCUGCGGCGGCGCGGCCGGCGGUGGUGACAGCCUGGCCCGGCCCGACGCGACGCGACCCGCCGCCCGCCCUCAGCACCCGCAGCAAUGAUGAACCGGGGCGGCGGUAGCCCGUCGGCCGCCGCCAACUACCUGCUCUGUACCAACUGCCGGAAAGUGCUGCGGAAGGAUAAAAGAAUCAGAGUAUCUCAGCCCUUGACAAGAGGACCAAGUGCCUUUAUUCCAGAGAAGGAAGUUGUUCAAGCAAACACAGUGGAUGAACGUACAAACUUUCUCGUGGAAGAAUACUCCACUUCGGGUCGUCUGGACAAUAUAACGCAGGUUAUGAGUUUACACACUCAGUACCUGGAGUCUUUCUUGCGGAGCCAGUUUUACAUGUUGCGCAUGGAUGGUCCCCUUCCUCUACCAUAUAGGCACUACAUCGCGAUAAUGGCUGCAGCUAGACAUCAGUGUUCUUACCUAAUAAACAUGCAUGUGGAUGAGUUUUUGAAGACUGGAGGUAUUGCCGAGUGGUUGAAUGGUUUGGAAUACGUCCCUCAAAGACUGAAAAAUCUUAAUGAAAUAAAUAAGCUGCUAGCACACCGACCCUGGCUGAUCACGAAAGAGCACAUUCAGAAACUUGUCAAAACUGGAGAAAACAAUUGGUCUUUGCCUGAACUAGUGCACGCUGUGGUCCUACUGGCACAUUAUCAUGCUUUGGCAAGCUUUGUUUUUGGUAGUGGCAUUAACCCAGAGAGAGAUCCAGAAAUCUCCAAUGGAUUCAGGAUAGUAUCAGUCAACAAUUUCUGCGUUUGUGAUCUUGCCAAUGACAACAACAUAGAAAAUGCAUCCCUUGCAGGCAACAACUUUGGGAUUGUGGAUUCUCUGAGUGAGUUAGAAGCCUUAAUGGAAAGGAUGAAGAGGCUUCAAGAAGACAGAGAAGAUGAAGAAACAUCUCAGGAAGAAAUGACCACUCGCUUUGAAAAGGAGAAAAAAGAAAGUCUUUUUGUGGUCUCUGGAGAUACUUUUCAUUCAUUUCCUCAUUCAGAUUUUGAUGAUGACAUGAUUAUAACAUCUGAUGUCUCUCGAUACAUUGAAGAUCCUGGUUUUGGAUAUGAAGACUUUGCCAGACGAGGAGAAGAGCAUUUGCCAACAUUUCGUGCUCAGGACUACACCUGGGAAAAUCAUGGGUUCUCCCUGGUGAACAGGCUGUAUUCUGACAUUGGACAUCUUCUUGAUGAGAAGUUUCGGAUGGUCUACAACCUCACCUAUAACACUAUGGCAACCCAUGAGGAUGUUGACACAACCACGCUGCGCAGAGCUUUAUUUAACUAUGUUCACUGUAUGUUUGGAAUCAGGUAUGAUGACUAUGAUUAUGGAGAAGUUAAUCAAUUACUUGAACGAAGCCUGAAGGUUUACAUUAAGACAGUGACCUGCUAUCCUGAAAGAACUACCAAGCGCAUGUAUGAUAGUUACUGGCGUCAGUUCAAACAUUCAGAAAAGGUUCAUGUCAAUCUACUUUUAAUGGAAGCAAGGAUGCAAGCUGAACUACUUUAUGCUCUUCGUGCCAUAACUCGGCAUUUGACCUGAAGUGUCACCCAGGGACAGUGUCAUAUAUGUGUAAAGACUUUUUCACUUUCAAUUUACAUCAGAAGCUGUUUGUGAUAUAGCAUCAAAAUUAUUCACUUCUCUAGUGUCAGAGUUUAGCUGUUUUGUUUUUGUUUUUGUUUUUCCUUCUGGCUGUAAUGUGCAAUGAUGUGUUUUAUUUUUUCUUGAUGCUUAACAUUACUAACAAUUGCAAAAAUAAUACUGAGGAGCACUACUUUGCGUUGUUUAUAGUUGGAUUUUUGGACACCGAUCAUAAAUCAUGAACAUGGUUGUUAAUGCUUGACUUCAGUGUUUUGGGGUUUGUGUAUAUGUGUAUUUUUUCUUUACUUUUUUUUUUUUUUAAAAAAUAAGGAAAAGCGCUUACAAUCUGCUCACGCAGUUGUUCUUCAGAUGUUGGAAUUCAGCAAAGAAUGACCUCCUUUGGCCAUUCUGUAAUCUUCACGUUGUGUCCUAAAUCUGGUAGAGGAAAAGCAUGCGCUGUUGAACCAAGCUGCUCACUGGACACAGUGUUGUGUCCCUAGGAAAAUUAUUUGUCAGGCACUGUGUGUUUUCUUACUUGUAGUUUUUUUUUUUUAAACUGCUAUUGGCAAUAACAUGAAAUGUGAUACAGCCAUUGUCCAUAAUUUAAUGUGAACUUAAUCAUGAUGAAUUCUAUAGCAUGCUACUGAAAUACCAAAUUCAGCUAUUUUCUUUCUCUCUUACAACAGAGGUUUCGGUUUUCUGUAUUAGAUGUGUAUAUGAAAAGCAGAAUUAUGCACAAUCCUUUCUGUCACUGACAGCGAUCCUCAGUUACCUGAAAUAAUCAGUGCUCACAGUGCUGCUCACCCUUGACCCAAUCGGCACAUAGAAACCUGUACCCACACAAGACUGACCAAAAAUUUUCUUUGCACAUUUUUCUUUUCUCAUAGGUUUUUCUAUAUUACAAUAAGCAAAGGAUGGUUAAUAGUUCUAUAUUUUUUUUUCUGUUAGGCUUUUAGAAAUUGUUUUUCAUUAUUUUCUUCUUAUAAUAGUUAAACAGUUUGUAAUUCAAAGGUAAAAAUUGUGUUUCUAUGCAUUAAUGUGAUGGAACAACAAAAGAGUGCAAUAUGUUCUAAAAAAUACUCAACUAAACUUUUCCCCUAUCGUAUCACUGCAGAAGUGUCCUUUAAAACAGAGCCAUAAAGAAAUUUUAUUCAAAUUUCUUUAUUGCACUAGGCUUUUUUUCUGUUUUACCUUACUAGGACUAAACAAUGUUCUUUUUAUAAUGCCAAAGCAUUCCCUUCACAAAAAAUCUCUUUGGACAACUGGUUUAAAAAGGUAUCAAGUCAUAGGGGAGGAAUAAGUGGCCAAAAUGUCACAUUUUUGCAUUGGUCUAUGUUGUUUGAUUAGACUAUCUUCAGAGAGCACAACAUUAUGUGUUUAUAGCUUUAAUUUGUAUUAUGUUAGUGAACCAGUGAAGUGCCUAAAGAGAUGCUUACAACUAUCCAGUAGGACACAACUGCACUGCUUAAAUACAUUUUGAUUAAUUAAAGGUGACUUGAAUUUUACACAUAUAUGGUAAUUUUUAAAAGCAUAUCCAUUUUGCCAUAGUAAAUAACAUCAUUAAAAUUUUCCAUUAUAGUUGCCACAGAAAUUUCAUUUUAGACUUAUGUUAUAGGACUUACUUUUUUUCUCUCGUGAAAUAAUCAUGGGCUAGUGUUAUGCUAAAUCAUCUUUUCCCUUCUAUUUAUCAUCUGUCUCUAGUACAAUAUAUUAGGUUGCUUUCCUUUAGAUUUUGUUCCAGAUAGGAAAACAAAAAUGACUGUAAACCUAUUAAUGUAAGCUAGUUCUGUGUUUUUGGAUUUGAGGAUCUUGUUUGAAAUCUUCCAUGAGGAAAAAAAAAAUGAGUAAUAUUUUUCAGGACAGGGUGGUUUAUUUAAAGAGAUGAUUCAAAGAACUCAUGUCAGAUCUCUUGUGUUUUGUUUAUUGCAUAUACCCUAUGUUGAUUUUUUUCAGUACCACAUUGUACAGAUAAAUAUUAAUUACAAGGAAAGUAUUGAAGAGAAUGAUAGAACACUGAUAACAACAUAAAAGUCCAUUUAAUUUCUCUAACUUUAGGACUUUCAUGAUGAGGGUGUCUUUUAUUCUUGCAUUUUUAUUAGAAUCUUUUAAAUCAAUAGUCUAUCAUUUUGUGCAGGUGAACUGUAUUACAGAAUGAAAAAGAAAUGACUUUUAUGUAUUGAAUCCGAGGGAAAAUUCUCACAGAACACCAUAUGAGCUUUAGACCAAAAGGGGAAACAAGGUAUAAGUAACUAAAAUGGCCACUUUUUGUUCUUUUAUUUUUCCCCCUGAAAUGUAAGCAGUUAGUUUGAGUUUUGUAGAUAAUUAGUGCCUUUAAUAGAUAUCUUUCCUAGUAAAAUUUUUUUUUUGCUCAACAUUGAUCCAUCUCUUUAGUAAUCAGGAAAUGAAGUUGGCUUGGAACUAAAAGCAAAAUAAAACAAUGCAAGUACAAGCUUCAGUAAACCAGCCUGACUUCUAAAGGUGCUUAUGCACCAGAUGAAAGGCAGCAGCAUUGUUCCAGGCUAUGAAUCCCUUUUGACAAUGAGUUUGUUAUCAACUCUCCCUAUCCAGUGCAAACUUGAAAUUAUGAUGCGGUUUGCCAGGGUGGUAUUUUUUUCCAGAGUAUUGAAUUUAUUAGGUAGUAAUUUAUAGUGUAGCUUUUUAUAUUAAAAUGUGAUAUUUUUUAAAAAAGAUACCUGGUUCAAUUGGUAUAAUAAUGUGAUUAUAUGCUAAUCACCUUGGGCUCACAUUGUGCCAAACUUAAAUGUGCAAGUAUACAUAAAAAAAGCACAUGCGAAUGUGAACUCUUUAAUUCCUUGCUUAUUGUGUUAAAAUUACUCUUAAUAAUUCACUGAAAUAUAUGCUUGAAUAAUGUGUAUUUACUUUGAAAUUUCAAGUUUUCCAGCUUUGAUGAUACUUCUUCAUUUCUCAGAUCACUGUAAGAAAUAUCAAAAUAACCUCCCGUGUGAAAGUCAAUCUAUUCUUUAACCCACUUGACUACAGCCAGUGCCUCACUGAACCCCUCAGGUUAGGCUUCCUCAGGUGGACUUGUGAGAAUUAGGGGAAAGAGGCUCUGGAGAAAAACUCCUUCAUCCUUUGUUUUUCUUUUUUUAAACUAGGUACAUAGUCUCAGUCUCAGGAAGAAUUCGUCUCACUUGGGGUACUCUUUAAAUAAAAGAUGACUAACAUGGAAUCUGGGGGUAUGGCUCUGGCCUUAUAUCAUAGUUUAAACCCAGUAAUGGCAGAGCAACAUAGUGCUGUUUUUAGAAUAGAAAACCAAAUGUAAGGUUUAUAUAAAAAUCACAUAAAACUUGAACCAGAGCCCUAUUUUGUGUUAUAAUGUCUCCUAAAGAUUUUUAAUACUUCUGAAGUUUAAUUAAUAUUAUUUCUGAGCAACUCUUUCUUGCCUGAGUUCAAUUUUUUUUUUUGUUUUUAUUCUUUUUUUUUAAAUUAGGAAUCGAACUCAGGACCUUGCACUUGCCAAGCAGGUGCUUGUGCCACUGAGCUAUAACCCCGGCCCCUGACUCAAAAGUUUUUAACCUGAAAUUUUAGGCUUUUGUCCCACAGAAAAAUUUAUUUAUGAGCAAUUAAUAUAAAUAAAAUAUUUCACCACCUUUAGGAUAGAUGCAUACAUGAUAGAUUUUUUUAAUUAAAAAAAUUCAUCAGGGGAAAAAAGCAAAUUUCAGUGCAUGCUGUAAAGAGGUUUGCACUGUGAUAGUAAAAUGAGGGGGUUGGUUUUGGUUUUGGUUUGAUUUUUUGCCUAUGAUGUGUUUUAUAGAUAGUUCUAAGUCAUUUCUGGAAAGCAAGACCUUAAAUGUUCCUUUUUAUCUAAUAAAUGGUCUUGCAUGGAGUUAAAAGUAUGCAACAAUGAUGCUGUAAAACUAAUAUUUAUUUUCUUAGCACCAUUCAAUACUAAACUGAAAGAUACAUGGCUCCUCUGUUUAGACUGGGCUUUACAUUAUAUAAUUUGUAUAAUCAGAAUCUAUUCUAGGUGGCCAUCAUUCUAAACUGUGUUUCCCUAUUAUAUCUCUGUGGAGACUGAGAAUCCAAUUAAGUAGUCUUUCCUCAAAGAAGUACUGUAAUAUGAAUGUAUUUAUCUCAGUCAACAAAGCUUACAUGACCACUGUAUGUGGAGCUUAUUCGAUGCUGAUUUGGCUUAGUUAGCAGUAUCUGCUCAGGUGAGACGUGGAACAAAUACAGCUGGGGGUGAGGCAGAUUGCAGAGGUAGAAGUAUACGUCAGGAUAGCCCUGGGAGGAAGGAAACGUUUCCAAAAACUGUAGGAAACAUAACAGUGAGAUGGUGGCUUUCCUCAGCAUCAUCCACCUAAUAUACAGGAAGCUCCUGCAUUUAGUCCUCUCUUUCCUGCCUGCUUUCUCUUCCUCCAAGUGCCUCAACCUGGACACCUUCACUUACCUUCCCUUCCCUCAGCCGGUCUUGGUCUGAACACCUUUCAAGAUCCAAACCAAGCAUCACCAGCCACCUGCUGAUAGUCACCAGCACUUACUUUUCUGAGUUACGUUUUCUCCAUUCGUGAAGAUUAUGGCUGUUACAACUCCCUCUACAUCCCUCACCUGUCCAUCCAUCUGUCUCCUGACUUUUGACUGGCUUAUUCCCCUUGCUGCCCUUCCGUCCUGUCCACCCUAUCCCACGUUAUGCACAUCAGUUUAAUCUUGUCCACCCCACACUGUUUACCCUUUUCCCAACUGCCAAAAUACCGUGUUCUCCUCUACCUCAUCCCCAAAGAGCCUAUAAAUUCAGAGUAUCCAGCCUUUUCAUGGGUUCACUCUCUCUUCAGUAAUACUACUUCCAUAUUUUAAAUAAAUCAUAGAAGAUUUUGCCUUCUAUCAAAGUAGGAAUCUUUAUAUUUAUACAUGAUACAGAAAUUGAACUAUUUCUACCAUGCAGAAUUUAGCAUUUAGCAGGAUUGUAAAGUGAUUAAAUUGCCAUCCAUAACCUGGAUCUAUAUUAGAUAAUGAAUAUUGGUGUUAGUCCAAGUUAUUUGAAUGUAAAGUUAAAAUUCUCCAGCAGUCCAGAUUGACCUGUAGCCCUUUAGUGGAACAGGAAAUUUCUGGCAUAUAAAUGGAGUGCUGUUUCAGUUAUUUGUUUUAUUGGUGGCAUUUGGGCCAUGAAACACAUUUCUUGUAAGAGGACAUUGAUAACAGUGUUUAGAUGGUCUGACCAGAUUACAGAAGACCAUUAAAAAUACCACAAAACUGGGUACAUAAGGGUUUGACUAGGCUUUCUAGGGUUAGACUAAACUUCUAACCCCCAUCCCUACCCCAUUCUCAUGGAGGCAAGUGUCUUCUAUGGGAUGAAAAGAGAAUGCAUUGAUUUUAUAGUCUGUUCCCCUCGCUGCUCUUCAGAGAUGUCCAGAUAGUAUCAUUAAAGACAAAAAUGCAAAUUCUUCCUCUCCAGCCUAUGUGUAACUCAGCAUUGUUUGAGAUUAAACGGCCUCUGGUUUCUAACAUGGGGCACAUGAACUAUAGGUGAUUUUCUGACUAGAAGGUGAACCACCCUGAAUAAGAGUAUAGAUUAAUAUGAAUUCUGGUGGUAUUUGCAUGUUUCUCAUCUUAGUCAUGAAUAGCCCAACCUGACCACAGUGUCUACUAAAUCCCUUUAAAGGUCCAAAAGUGAACCCAGCUGCUUACUUAAGAAAUAAGACUUGGAGACUGAAAGUUUUAUUCGGUCAUGUAUCAUGAAGUGUUUACUCUGGCUUUAACCUAAUUAUGACUGUGCUACCAUGAAGUACAGAAAAAGAAAAAAUAUAGGGGAAAGAAGAGAGUAUCUGGUUCUUUUGAAUGCUUAUAAAAAUCUUUGAAAGAAUACAGUGCAUACUAUCAUAUGGCCUUUAAAACAAAUGCCCCAUUUUAUAUUUCAUAGGACAUCAUCAAACAUGAAUAAGUCUAAAUAUGAUAAAUAUAAUUUUUGGUAUGAAAAUUUUUGCUAAAACAAUCUAUUUUCUUGUACCCCUCAAGUUACCCUCUUAAAAAUGAAUAUAUAAUUUCUAUAGAAAGAAUAUUAAAGACGGAAAAAGAAUCUUCAGUCUUUAGUGUUAAACUAUCAUUUACAGAUUCUGACUAAGCAUAUACAUUAUGACACAGAAUUAAACUAAUUAUAUAUCUUUCUUACAUUAACCAGUCUUUCAAAUUUUCAACUGGCUCCCCUAAGUCUGAUAAGGAAGGAUCAAGAGGUAGGAUAAGGAAAUGUAUCAGUGGGGUGGCCAAGAAUUUUCCUUUGGAAAGCUGAGAGGUUGGUUUCUUCUUUUCUAAUCUCUAUUUCUUUUAAAUACAAGAAGAGUUAAACGGUACCCUUGUUCACCAAGGAAAUUGAUCCCAACUCUGUAUCUAGUACAAAUUUUUCUUUGUUUUCAUAUAUCUUCUCUGGAGAGAAAGUACAAUUUUUUCUUUCUUCUUUCUCUUUACAUUUAACUCUUUAGCCCAAAAUAAAAUAGAUACUGAAAAUAAACCACAUGCAGAUAAACAAGAACCCUGUCUGGUCACCUUGGAAUAUGUGACCUUGUCUCUUGGAUUAGCUCCUUCAAACCUGAAAAUUACUUUCCUGGCCAUGGAAGAACUGGAUGUAUCCUUCAACUUAUGAAAUAGGAUUUGAACUUGAAAACUUUUUUUUAAAUCCUGAUUUUGCAGGGCAGCUACAUAAUGAAUGUAUAUAUUAAGACUUUGUAGCUGAAUUGCACAUGAAAUCAGAUUGCCAACUUCUUGAUUUUCAAUUUUAGACAUCAUUUAAUCCUUAUUUGUGAGCGAUAUAUGUAGCAUGCUGUGAAAUGUCUAUUAUAGUUCUUUACUUCAUCAGUAUUAAUACAGAAUUAUCCUUUGCGUUCCUUGGUACUUUUUAUUCAAUGUAAUCAGAAGCUGUGAUGUUUUGCCUUUGUAGUCCUGUGCUUUGUUACUGUAAUUUUUUUUGUUUUUUUACGAAGCACGUGACUUUGGACUAAUGUAAGGCGGAUGACGUGAUCUUAAGACUGCUCUAUAUAUCAGUCUCUUACUCUAUAAGGUUUUAAAUUAGAAUAAGCUUUAUCAAAUAGAUCAUUGAUGCAAUUUAGAAUUCACACAAGUUCAGCAUCAAAUGGCAGUCUUAUCUUUAUAGUUUCAAUUCUAAAAAUAGCAAACUUCAUAAACAGCCACUUUAAACUUGUUCUGGCAAACCAGACCCUGCUGUAGAUAUAGUGUAAGGUAGUUAACCAUAUAAGCCUUUUCAGCUCUUAAGGCCCUCCACAUGAGUCAGCAGUUAAGGAGAUUAUAGAACCACGAAAGCUUUCUGUAUGUAUAACUAGGUUUUAUUUUUCUUAUGUUGCUGAUUUUACAAUUCUGACUAAAGCUGACCUGAGUGGAUCAGCUUAUGUGUAAUAUUCUAGUGCUUUAAUGCCUUUUUUUUUUUUUGGAGGGAUGGGUAAUAUUAUUUGAAGAGAUGCAGAAGGAACUGUUAGUGAGUCAAGAUACACACAUUUGAAAUAAAGAAAUUGUGUAUUAACAUGUUAACAAUUCAUAACUGCACUUUUUAUGACAUUUUGAAAAUCUAUUUAUAGGUACAGAACAAUGGGUUUUGUUAAACUGUAUCACAUUUAUACUUGCAGAAAUUUAUUUCAUUGUUAUUAGUAGGAAUUUUAUUGGUUCAAUAAAAUUGGCAAAACUGAA
Messenger RNA from Cavia porcellus (domestic guinea pig), 9399 nucleotides. RefSeq names its product sestrin 3 (gene Sesn3). The coding region runs from base 229 to 1710 and encodes 493 amino acids. Gene Ontology annotation, biological process: negative regulation of TORC1 signaling; cellular response to leucine starvation; regulation of response to reactive oxygen species. The record is from RefSeq and is a predicted model, not a curated record. Lineage: Eukaryota; Metazoa; Chordata; Mammalia; Rodentia; Caviidae. The transcript is spliced from 10 exons. Gene Ontology annotation, molecular function: oxidoreductase activity, acting on peroxide as acceptor; L-leucine binding. Gene Ontology annotation, cellular component: nucleus.